GACGCACACACGGCUCUGCAGCCAUAGCAGCCGAACACGAUGGCGUAAACAAACAACGGAUUCUCACUGAAGAUCUCUCUUUAUGAAGGAAUAUUACCUUUUCUUUUUGAAAUAGGGUUUGGUUUUUACCUGACACUUAUCCCAAAGCCAGCUAGUACGUAAAACGAGCUAAGGUCACCCAGCAGCGCUUAAACGCUGACGUUAGCUAGCUGUAUUGGAUGCUAGCUAGGUUAGCUAACUAACGUUGGGCUAGUUAACGGUGUCUAGCCGCUAUCUUUUGCAGUUUGUGAAAAGUACUAAACAUAAUAAUAGUUUUUUAGUGUAGUUCAGCUAGGAAACGUACCUGCUAAUGUUAUUAGCUAGUUCUAGCUAACGUUACAAGCGGGCCAACGAUUAUUUGAGAGAAGCAACAAGUACACUCACUAUUACUGACCGUAGCUAGUAUUUUUACUUUGACAAUCCAACGAUGUCUAAGAAGGGCACUUUUAUUGGCCCCUAGGCCUAACUCAUGCAGCUGUAUGAUGAUGAUGAGCUGAAAUGCCGACCAGAGGCAUUUGAUCCAAUCAGAGUCGCUGCUACAUGACUAUUUUCCGCCAAUUAUCUGAGUUUGGACAGCAAUGUUUAGUCUGAUGGCGAAUUGUUGCAACUGGUUGAAACGCUGGCGACAGCCCGCAAGGAAAAUAACACUGGUAAUGGUUGGACUUGACAACGCUGGGAAGACUGCUACAGUACGCGGGAUCCAGGGAGAGAGCCCAGAGGAUGUUGCCCCUACAGUAGGGUUCUCCAAGGUGGAUCUGAAGCAGGGGAAGUUUGAGGUUACCAUCUUUGACCUGGGCGGAGGAAAGAGGAUCAGGGGCAUCUGGAAGAACUACUACAGCGAGUCGUACGGGGUGGUGUUCGUGGUGGACUCCAGUGAUGUCCAGAGGAUACAGGAGACCAGGGACACCAUGGCUGAGGUCCUGCGACACCCUCGCAUCGCUGGGAAACCUGUCCUAGUAUUGGCUAACAAGCAGGAUCGGGACGGGGCAUUGGCUGAGGCAGACAUCAUCGAGAACCUGUCAUUGGAGAAGCUCGUGAACGAGAACAAGUGUCUCUGUCAGAUCGAGCCGUGUUCUGCUGUUCUGGCCUAUGGUAAGAAGGGGGACAAGUCCAUCAAGAACGGACUCAACUGGCUGCUCAACAACAUAGCUAAAGACUACGAAGCCAUCUCUGAACGCGUCCAUAAGGACACGGCCGAACAGAGAGCUCAGGAGGAACAGGAGAAGAAAGAGAGACAGGAGAGAGUACGAAGGAUACGGGAGGAGAGAGACCGUCAGGAGAAAGAGGAGCCGGAGAGGGAGGGUCGGACACUGCAGGAGGAGGAGGAGACUGAUGACGCCACCAUUCCCAGCCCCUUCCAGCCAAUAGGCAACGUCAUCAAUGAGAAUGAAGACAAGUUGAAGAAGAGACAGACAGGAGGGCAGGGGGGUGGUGCCAACGAUGCUAGUGAAGGAAGGCAGGAGGAGGAAGAGGAAGAGGAGGAAGAGGACAGCGAGAGACAGACUCCAGAGAGCGGUGCAGUAUCAGUGGAGCAGACUAAGAAGAAGACUAGUAAACUGAGACUGAAGAGGAAACACAGAGUGGAUCCUCUGAGGACGGAGGAGACAGCGGCCCCUGAGAGCCCCACACCUCCACCACUUCCUGUGGGAUGGGCUACUCCCAUAAUGUCUAGGCUUCCCAAGCUGGAGCCUCUUGGCGACAGGAGUCGUUCUGAGUUCUUCGGCAAGCCCCUCCCCCCCGUGGCCAACCGUCAACAACGACCUAACAGCGACACUCAUGAUGUCAUAUCCUAGCCCCUCCCCUCCACCAGGCUACUCAUUUCCUACCUGAUUGGUUGUUCCAAGCCCCACCUUCAAUUCAAACAACAUUAUUUGUCCUCUUAAGGCAAUUUUAUUAGGCUUUGACCCUGACCCCUUAUCUUUUUAUUAGGCUUUGACCCUGACCCCUCACCCCCAAAUCACAGUUUCUUUGGUUUCUUUUCAAAGUACGUGCUGUAUAGAGGUCUACAGACUUCACCACCUGCUGAGAAGAUGCUCCCAAGACCAAGGAACCACCGCCACCGUCGUCCUCGAGCUCACAGGACUACGAUGGUGGAGCGGACUGGGUGGGUCCUGGAGAGAGAGACGGAGGAUGACUGGGUGGGCCCUGGGUGGGCCCUGGAGAGAGACGGAGGAUGACUGGGUGGGCCCUGGAGAGAGAGAGAGGCGGACGAUGGCUGGUUGGGCCCUGGGUGGGCCCUGGAGAGAGACGGAGGAUGACUGGGUGGGCCCUGGAGAGAGAAAGACGGACGAUGACUGGUUGGGCCCUGGGUGGGCCCUGGAGAGAGACGGAGGAUGACUGGGUGGGCCCUGGAGAGAGACGGACGAUGACUGGGUGGGCCCUGGAGAGAGAGACGGAGGAUGACUGGGUGGGCCCUGGAGAGAGAGACGGAGGAUGACU
Messenger RNA from Salmo salar (Atlantic salmon), 2478 nucleotides. Its product is annotated as ADP-ribosylation factor-like protein 13B. The record is from RefSeq and is a predicted model, not a curated record. Gene Ontology annotation, biological process: non-motile cilium assembly; receptor localization to non-motile cilium. Gene Ontology annotation, cellular component: ciliary membrane; non-motile cilium; motile cilium. Gene Ontology annotation, molecular function: GTPase activity; GTP binding. NCBI's taxonomy places the organism in Eukaryota, Metazoa, Chordata, Actinopteri, Salmoniformes, Salmonidae.